GUUUUUGGUGAGUGGUUGGUGGAACUGAUAUAAUUGAUCCCGCUUGGUUUGGUGUUUGGUUCCUUUAUUUCUUAUUCGUUAGAAGUGAAAAUCACUUAAGAAGUGCGUUAAUUAAAAAUAUCGUUAGUACUAGUAACACAAUCGAAUUUGUUCAUCAAAAUGUCUAAUCAAGUCAAUGGACAAGUAGAUGAGACGAUGGAAAUAGGACAAACAGUUACCAAUAAUUCAGUCAAAGACGAGAAAAUGGAAGAUGUGCCUGUUGAUGAAAUGACAUCUAGAGAUUAUUAUUUUGAUUCAUAUGCUCAUUUUGGAAUUCAUGAAGAGAUGUUGAAGGAUGAAGUAAGGACCUUAACCUAUCGAAAUUCGAUGUACCACAAUAAACAUUUAUUUGCUGGAAAAACCGUUAUGGAUAUUGGUUGUGGUACUGGUAUUCUGAGUAUGUUUGCAGCUAAAGCUGGAGCUAAACGUGUGAUAGCAGUAGAAUGUUCUAACAUAGUAGAUUUUGCUCGUAAAAUAGUUGAAGCAAAUAAAUUAGAUCACAUUAUUACAAUCGUCAAAGGAAAAGUUGAAGAAAUUUCGCUACCUGAGGGAAUAGAAUCAGUAGAUAUCAUUAUAUCUGAAUGGAUGGGAUAUUGUCUUUUCUAUGAAAGUAUGCUAGAUACUGUUUUAUUUGCCCGUGAUAAGUGGCUAAAACCUGAUGGUCUUUUAUUUCCUGAUCGUUGUUCUCUUUUUGUUACUGCUAUUGAAGAUAGGCAAUAUAAAGAUGAAAAAAUCAACUGGUGGGACGAUGUGUAUGGUUUUGAUAUGAGUUCAAUCAGAAAAAUAGCCAUAAGUGAACCUCUAGUAGAUGUUGUCGAUCCAAAACAAGUAGUUACAAAUGCUUGUCUUCUUAAGGAAGUUGAUUUAUAUACAGUUACCAAAGAAGAUUUGGAAUUUUCAUCACCUUUCCAUUUAAUAUGUAGAAGAAAUGAUUAUAUUCAAGCUUUGGUCACUUUUUUCAAUGUUGAAUUCACAAAAUGUCAUAAAAGGCUUGGUUUUACUACUGCUCCAGAUGCAGCUUAUACCCACUGGAAGCAAACAGUGUUCUAUUUUGAAGAUUACUUAACUGUUAAAAAAGGAGAAGAAAUUGAUGGUAUGUUCACCAUGAAACCUAACCCCAGGAAUAACAGAGACUUAGAUUUUGUUGUUGACAUCAAUUUCAAAGGUGAACUAGGGGAAGUACAUGAAACUAAUAGAUAUAGAAUGCGUUAGAUAUAAAUCUUAUAGUUCGAAUGCUUUUCUGUUUCUUCAUUAGUGUGAUUUAUAAAUAUCAGUGUUUAAUUUUGAGCUAGUCUUAAGUCAUUUACUCAAUUCUUGAAAUUUGAACUGAAGGAAACCUAAAAAUGAAACUCAACAUUGUGAAAAGCACUAAAACGUAAGGUGUGAAUGUUCCAGAACUAACACUUCCAUGCUCUAACACUGGGCUGAACUAUUUUUUGCAUUGGUUUACUUCUGGGGAUAUUCCUUUAAGUGAACUAUCCAUUAGUAUUAUCUAUUUUAGUUUAUGGUUUUUCUCUUUGGAAACCUUAAAUUUUUAUUUUCUUCUAAAACAAUUAUUUCUGACUGCAUCAAGUUCUGAAUUUAUAAAAUUCGACCGCCCAUUUUAGAAAUAUUUUGUUUUAAAUAAUGAUCUAUUUGUUUUACUUAGAUGAAACAAAUAAUUAAAUUUAAUAUUUUGUACUCUAGGUCUUUACAGGAAUACAAUUUAUUUCUGAUGUGAAUUUUUGUAAAUAUAACUAGAAUAAAUGAAAUUAUCAAUGCAAGGAACAUUUUUUUUUUUACAAAUGUUUCUAAAUUAUGGUCAUCUCAAUUAAAAUCCUUGAUACUGCUAUCUCCAAUUAAAAAAUGGUAUAAGAGGUAAUAAAUUUAAGUUGAAAUUCAUGAAAAGUUUUUGUUCCAUUUUUAGGGUACCUUUUUAUAUUUAACUAUUAGAUAUUUGUAUGACUUCCACUAGCUAUAUUAUACUGUAAAUUUUAUCAGAACAAAAUAAUCUAGUUGUAUAUAAAAUACAGUUUUCAUAGGUGAAAUGAAUCUCUGGAUUUAUGAGGAUGUGAUUAUGAAUGAAAUUUCAAAUAUGCUAUUUAGGUUUUUUUCUUCAUGACAUGAAAUUGCAGCAAUUAUAUUGCUCCUUAGUUUUUGAUUUUUUUAAACUAUUAUUUGUUUAAACUACUAAGAAAUAUAUGAAGAACUAUAUAGUAUACAAUGAAUACUGAUUAGCGGUGAUUUUUUUUAUGUAUAAUACCUAGUGUUUUUCCUUAAUUUUAGUAUUACUUAUGUAAAUUCGCAUGAAAUUUUUAAAAGAUUCCGAGGAAUAUUUUUUACAGUGAAAUGGGAAUAAUUAGAUUAUAAAUUAUUUUCUUUCUAUUAUAACAUCAUGAUAUAAUAUAAAUUUCAAUAAAAACAUCAAGUGAAAUCACGAAAUAAUUUAUACAACA
Messenger RNA from Harmonia axyridis, 2474 nucleotides. RefSeq names its product protein arginine N-methyltransferase 1 (gene Art1). The record is from RefSeq and is a predicted model, not a curated record. The transcript is spliced from 2 exons. Gene Ontology annotation, molecular function: protein-arginine N-methyltransferase activity. The coding region runs from base 160 to 1251 and encodes 363 amino acids. NCBI's taxonomy places the organism in Eukaryota, Metazoa, Arthropoda, Insecta, Coleoptera, Coccinellidae. Gene Ontology annotation, biological process: peptidyl-arginine methylation. Gene Ontology annotation, cellular component: nucleus.